Messenger RNA from Pieris napi, 2380 nucleotides. RefSeq names its product protein HGV2 (gene Nasp). The transcript has 9 exons. The record is from RefSeq and is a predicted model, not a curated record. Gene Ontology annotation, biological process: DNA replication-dependent chromatin assembly; CENP-A containing chromatin assembly. Lineage: Eukaryota; Metazoa; Arthropoda; Insecta; Lepidoptera; Pieridae. Bases 195 to 1298 code for a protein of 367 amino acids. Gene Ontology annotation, cellular component: nucleoplasm. Gene Ontology annotation, molecular function: histone binding.
CUGUUUGAUUUUGCUUUUUGAAGUUUGAACCAGUCUAAAAACAAAGUCACUUGCGCCAUAUGUUUCCGAGUCAAAAGUUCUGAAUUAAUAUUACUUUCUGGUAUUUUGUGUUGAAAAUAUACUUCUUAAGCUCUAUUCGAGCCAUCAGAACAAGGAAAUUCAAUAGAAGAUAGAAAGUUUGAACUAUAGCUAAGAUGACUGAAACCACAGAAGUGCCAACCAGCUCUACUGACCUUCUUGCUGCUGGCCGCCGUGAUCUGGCUGUCCGGGAGUACACUUCUGCAGUUGAAAGUCUGGCAAAGGCUUGUGAAUUACUGGCUAAGGAACAUGGUGACUCUGCAGAUGAAUGUGCUGAGGCUUAUUUAUGGUAUGGUAAAGCUCUCCUUGGAUUAUCAAGGGAAGAAAGUGGUGUCCUUGGGGAUGGAAUGCCAGGAACAAAGAAUGGUGAGGAGGAAGGUGACAGUGAAGACCAAGAGGAAAAUGCUGAAGAAGUACCAGAAAAAGAUGAAAAAGGUCAAGGGGAUGAGGUUGAACCAAUGGAUUCAGAGCAAGCAGUUGAAUCAACAAGUCAAGAGGAAGCUUCUUCUUCAAAGGAAACUGAACAACCUGGUACAUCAAAUGGUGAUUUAAAUGAUGAAUCAAUGGCAAAUUUGGACAAUGAAGAUGAUGUAGAUAAUCUUCAGCUUGCUUGGGAAAUGUUAGAUCUCGCACGAAGCAUAUUGGAGCGCCGUGCGCAGUCAAACGCAGAGGGCGCUCGCUCUUUGUUAGCAGAUGUUCACCUCACAUUAGGAGAAGUUGCAUUGGAAAGUGAGACAUAUGACAAGGCCGUCAUUGAUAUGAUGAGCUGUUUGGAGAUUCAAAAGGAGCUGUACUCGAGUGACGAUCGACGCAUCGCAGAAACUCAUUAUCAAAUUGGUCUGGCCAAUUCUCUGGCCUCGAACUUUGAGGAGGCAAUAACGCACUUCAAAAAUGCAGCGAACAUUCUAGAAUCUCGUAUUAAGUCACUAGAGGGUCCUGAACCCACGGACGCAGCUCGAGCCGAGAUCAAAGAGCUGAAGGAACUAUUGCCCGAGAUACAAGACAAGAUUCAAGACAUGGUGGAGUAUAAGGCAGAGACUAUAAGAAGGGUGCGAGAAGCUCUGUUCCCAUCGAAUGGGGCAACAUCAUCACAGAGCAACGGGGCCAGCUCAUCGUCAGAUGCCAAGAAACCGGCCGCGUCAGACAUUUCCCACCUCAUCAAGAGGAAACGUAAACCUAGCGAAAGUGAGGAACCAGCAUCGAAGAAAAAGAAUACAUAAAACAGGACUUAACAAUUAAAAAUGGACUUGACAAGUUAGACAUUAACUCUUCUAUAAGGAAAUUGCUUUCGAAAAAUCAUAAAAGACUUCUGGAACAUAAAUGCUUAAUUAUGUAAACAUCUCAAUUGAAGCGUUUUUUACCUCUAACUUAUUAUUAACAAUAUUUGUAUAAUUAAAUGUUAAUUGGGUAUCUAAUUUUAUACCAUAAAUAUUUUCAUAUAUUCAGUACAUUUUGAAUUCCAUUUAAAAAUUAUAAUUUUAAGUUAACAAUUUUACACAGUUGGUCAAAAAUGUCUGCAAUUUUGUCUCUCAAUAGGUUUUAGGGGUUUGAGGUUGUGUAUAUUUUGACUUUUGUUUAAACUCAGCGCAAUUCGGCUUAUUAGUGAAAAUAAAUUAUUACUCGCUCGCGACCUUGAACUCUACGAUUCGGUAUUUAAUAUAUAGUAUUAAAAAAAUAUUGAAUAUUGUAAUACAAUCCCUAUACACAAUUAGCUAAGCAUUGUUUUCGGGAGAGGAGAGGUAUACAUUUUUGAUUUUAUUUUGUAAUUAUUUAGUAGAAUUUAAGUAUUGCGCAAUCUCCGAAAUUGAGUUAAAUUUUCUUGAAAUUCAAGUUUAGUAAUUUAAAUGACUGAUUAUAAGUUAUAAAGUUGAUAAACGAUUAUUAAAUAUAUUAUAUAAAAGUAUUUCAAAAUAUUUAAUAUUUGUCCAUUCAUAAAACUAUUUUAAAUUCUUAAUUGGAUACAAAUGAAAAAUGUUUUGAUUUGAACUUCAGACAAAUUUAUAUUGUAAAAUUGUGGGGUUUAUUUUAUUUCCUAAUUAUGAUAAUCUAAAGGAAUCGUAAAAUGUAAAAUAUUUGAUUAGAAAUUAACUUUAAACUGCUUUCCUAACGCCUUAUUUUAUGUUAACCUCAUUUGAUCGUAUUUUUUUCUGUACAAUAUUUACUCAAAGUAGACCUUGACUUAAACCAAAUUUCGUACCAGAACUAUCGUUGGAAAAAUUUCAUUGAAUUACUAUUAAGUUAGUAUAAAGGUAAUAGAUUGUAAUUUAUGUAAAUGAUUUAAGAUAAUAAAGUAUGACGCUAU